AUGUGGAAACAAAGCAAUCCAGAGUUACCUGGUCAUCUGCUUUUACAGUACGCAGAUGAUAUACUGAUCGCCACCGAGGACAGAGCAACCUGCAUAAAGGGCCUGAAGGACACACCAUUGGAGAAUCCUGACUGGGAACUCUACACAGAUGGUAGCAGCUUUGUGGAGAAUGGAGUUCGCUACGCUGGAUAUGCGCUAACAACGGAGAGAUCAGUCAUAGAGGCUAAUGCUUUGCCCAGCAAUACCUCAGCGCAAAAGGCAGAGCUGAUAGCCUUGACGAAGGCAUUAGAACUGAGUGAAGGAAAGAAAAACGCACCAGACGCAGAUGCACACCCCAAAAGCUGUUUGCAACCUCCAAACUCACAAACACCCCCGAGCCCAGGAGCACACCUUAAACCUGUGAAUGGUCCCCCAAGUCCAGAAAGAGCUGCCAAAUGCAGAAACAGCCCCAAACCGGGCACCUUUCCGCAGAUCAGGCAGCUCCCUCCAAAACUGGCAGCACUGCCCAGCCCCAGCGGGGUGCAGCCGCUUGAGCCUGGUGGGCUGAGGCCACGCCAUGGCAGCAGGGGCAGCCCCCGGGCUGGGCCCCCCCAACUUGUCCAGGACAGGGAAUGGCGGCUGCAGCAGGGAGCCCGGGGUGGCCAACGUCCAACAGCAGCCUCACCACCAGCCCAGCUGCGCUACCACCGCUCCCUGGGACUUGCCAGGGCGCUGGGGCCCAGUCAGGGCAUCCUGGGCAAGGCUGUCCUCCCCGGGCAGGGAGUGCCCGGGGGGAUGGCGGAGCUGUGCCCGGAGGAGGGGAAGAGCUGUUGCAGGAGAAGGCCUGUUUGUCAUCUUUGUAAACUGGGUGGAUGUCAUGCAAACCAUAGAGUAACAACCAUGAGCACUGCCUACAAAACCCUUCAGGAGAAGCUUUCAAAAGAUAUUGAGUACCUCAUCAGUAAGGAGAGCCAGGUGAAAGCUCACAUCACACAGCUGGAUCUGCUGCUGAAAGAAACAGAGUGCAACAGUGAACGAGCUAAAGAAGAAGCAUCUCAGAGCUUUGAGAAAUUAUCUCAUGUCCUAGAAGAGAAGAAGUCCGCAGCUCUUAGGGCAAUUGAAACUUCUAAGAAUUUAAGGCUGGAAAAAUUGCAAACGCAAGCAGAGGAAUAUCAAGGGCUCCUGGAAAAUAAUGGCCUUGUAGGAUAUGCUCAAGAGGUGCUUAAAGAAGCUGAUCCAUCUUGUUUUGUUCAAACAGCAAAACAGCUUCAUGUCAGAAUCCAAAAAGCUACUGAAUCUCUGAAGAGCUUCAGGCCAGCAGCUGAAACUACUUUUGAAGACUUUGUGGUGGACAUAGCUAAGCCAGAAGAGAUCCUUGGUGACUUGUCCUUCCAUUCCAAUGGUCUAGAAAUACCAGAAAUCAAUGAAGAGCAGAGCAGAAUGUACAACAAAGCUCUGAUCAGCUGGGAAUGCCCUGGGAAGACAGACUCAGCUGAUAUCUAUGUUCUUGAGUAUCAUAAGCUUAAUAGAGAAGAGGAGAGUGCGACGUGGCAGGAGAUCAAAGUUUGCAGCAAGAGCAAAGUAAUAUCUGAUCUUGAUGAUGACAGCUCCUAUGCCUUUAGAGUUCGAGGAUAUAAAGGGUCCAUCUGUAGCCCUUGGAGCCGAGAAGUUAUUUUGCGUACGCCUCCAGCUCCAGUUUUCAGUUUUCUUUUUGAUGACAAAUGUGGGUACAACAGUGAACAUCUCCUGCUGAACCCAGGAAGAACCUCUGUGGAAAGCAGGGCUGGAUUUCCUCUACUGCUGGGAUCUGAGCGCAUGCAGAUCGGAUGCUACACAACCCUGGAUUACAUCAUUGGCGACACUGGGAUUGCCAAAGGGAAGCACGUCUGGGCUUUUCGUGUGGAAGCCUAUUCAUACCUGGUGAAAGUGGGAGUUGUUUCUAGCAACAAGAUACAGAAAUUGUUCCAUAAUACCCAUGAUGUGACCAGCCCAAGAUACGAGCAAGACAGUGGUCAUGACAGUGGGAGUGAAGAUGCCUUCUUUGAGUCAUCACAGCCUUUCACACUGGUCACUUUAGGCAUGAAGAAGUUCUUUAUCCCCACAACACCUGCUGCCCCCAAGGAUCCAGCGAGCAGAAUCCUUCCCCUGCCAUCGUGCUUGGGCAUCUGCCUCGACUGUGACAAAGGCAAGGUGGGGUUCUACGACGCAGGCCGUAUGAAAUGCCUUUAUGAGUGCGAGGUGGACUGCUCUGGCAUAAUGUACCCAGCGUUUGCCUUAAUGGGUGGCGCAGCAGUUCAUCUUGAGGAAGCUGUCACAGCAAAGUACGGGGAGUACCACGACGACAUCUAG
Molecule: messenger RNA, 2328 nt
Organism: Gavia stellata (red-throated loon)
Lineage: Eukaryota; Metazoa; Chordata; Aves; Gaviiformes; Gaviidae
Product: E3 ubiquitin-protein ligase TRIM36-like
Exons: 10
Coding region: 1-2328 (775 amino acids)
Molecular function (GO): RNA-DNA hybrid ribonuclease activity; nucleic acid binding; protein binding
Source: RefSeq, a predicted model, not a curated record